This is a messenger RNA of Dermacentor andersoni, 6860 nucleotides long. It is a transcript of the gene pio, whose product is annotated as zona pellucida domain-containing protein piopio. The record is from RefSeq and is a predicted model, not a curated record. NCBI's taxonomy places the organism in Eukaryota, Metazoa, Arthropoda, Arachnida, Ixodida, Ixodidae.
AAAACGGGUUUGGCGAGAGUGGGCUCCCAGUGCGGAACCGACCAUCGUCGUUGUCGUCGUCGUACUCCGCGGAUGUGUGGUGUGUGCCAGCUUCGAGUCGGCCCCCACCAGCGAGCUCGGACCGCCUGACCGUCGGAUUUUGCGUGCGCGCACACGAAACGAAAGCCGCUGGAAGAGACCGCUGUGCUUACGCUCUUCGCCGCAGAGAGUCCGAUACCUUUCGACGACAACGCCUGGUCGAACGCGUCUGACGAACGAAGCCUGCCGUGUCGGCGCCGACUGACGUCGCCCACCACCUCUAGUCCAUCGACAUGCAGCCAAGGCUACCUGUGAUAAUAUUAUUGGCGUUCCUGGGGACAUGUACCACUGCACAGGAAGACACGGCCAUCUCGGCUAAAAUUGAUGGCGGUGAGGCGUCGGACGUGAACAUCGAAUGCAACAGCAACAACAUCCAGGUGACACUGGAGGCGACGCACGACUUCAAUGGCAUGAUCUACCCCAAGGGCCUGUCCAAGAACUCCACCUGCAUGGCAGAGUACAGCAACGUGCGCGACAAGAUCGUCUACACACUCCCCCUCCGCUCCUGCAACACCAUGAGCACCGAAGUGGACGAAGGAGUGGAGUACUUCAACACCGUAGUAGUGCAACCUCACCGAAAGCUGGUGACAAACCAAGGCCGUGGAUUCCACAUCCGAUGUCGGUACCAGACUAAAGAGAAGACCAUCACCAAUUUUUUCAACGUUAGUAUGCUGGGAACGACACCGCUGGUGGCCACGGCUCCCAUGCCCGGCUGCAGCAUGAAGAUCUUCGUCGGCGACUCCGAGGAAGAAGUGAUCGCGGAGAACGUCAAGAUCGGAGACCCACUCACUUUGGUCAUCAGCAUCGACUACCAAGAAACCUACGGCAUGCGUGUCACGAACUGCCUCGUGCGCGACGGUCUCAACUGGGGCGAGCAGCCACUGAUCAACAACGAAGGGUGUCCCGUGGACAACGAGAUCCUGGGCCCGUUCGAGUACACGAUGAACAAGACGCGUGCUUCGGUCACCUUCCAGGCGCACAAGUUCCCCUACACCUCGUCCGUCUACUACCAGUGCAACGUGCGGCUGUGCCUCAAGUCUAGCGGCGGCUGCGACGACGUGCCUCCGGACUGCAGUGAUGUGCGCCACAGCGUUCGUCGCCGCCGUGACGUCGAGGCCAAGGGAGACCUGACCGCGCUGGAGAAGGCCGAGCAGGAUGUCCGCGACCUCAGCAUCGAGGUCUUCUCGGGACUGUACGUCAACGAAGUCACCGACUCCGAGGACCCGGAAGUGAGCUCCCGGCCGACGUCGUCCGCCAGCUCUUCGGACCACGACUUCUGCGUGUCCUCGCGCAAGUUCGCCAUCGGCAUCGCCAUCGCGGGCGUGUUGCUCAUGCUGGCAGUGAUGCUCCUGGUGGCCUGCAUCCUGCACCGCCGCCGCCGCAGGAAGGGCUCCAGCAGCGCCGGAAGCUCCGUCUACUCCGGACCCUACUCCAACCACGGAUACUCGAGGGAAUAGGCGCGCCCGCUCUCCGCGCGGCACCGGGAGUCACUCCUCCCUAGAAUACCGCGACCAGCUCUGACGCGCCCGACAGACGCGCCUCCACCACGGGCGCUAGUCUUCCUCCUUUCGCGAGCUGAUUGCCGUAUUAUAGGGACGUACUCGGCAAAACAAAAUAGCCACAUGUCUUGCUGCUGAUUUCUAGAUUGGUGCGCAAGUCACCGAGAAGUGUUGUUCGUCUGUCGACUGAAACGAACAGCGAAUACCAGCAACAAACAACGAAGCGCCCAGCCUGUAUAAGACGCUAUUCCUGAAUACAACAGACCGUUGAUUGCAUGACGCGGCCUGUCACCUACUGCAGGCAGGCCGCAUGGUGUUCUCCUGUAACAUAGUGCCAACGCCGAAUCGGGACAAAUGUGUUAUACCAUUUCGGCUUCCACCGACAGAUUGGAUAUUUUUUUUUUCGUUUUUUCGUUUUUACAGUCCAACAUUCCAGGCUUGUGUUACGGUGGGCGUCGCUUAAGUGGAACCCGUAGUGCCAGGUUCUUCCUGAAAAGCAAGGUUUCAGCCGUCACACGAAGUCGACCACACGUCCUGAUGAGUGACUCCCGGCUCAGGGCUGAAAGAACAAAGGUAACGGCUAUUGUGAGGGCGUGCCUUUGUUCUUUCCCUGCUCUAGCUACAACACUACAAAACUGCGCCUGUUUAUGGUGUUGCUAUUCCUUUCUAAACAGUCGUUAAGGUGCCGAUAUUAAAAUCAUAAUUUCAGAACUACAAUCAACCGUAAAUGUUUUCUUCUUUUUUACUAUGCUUAAUUAGAAGUUGUUCGUCACAGGCCUUGCAAAACCGUCACUACACGGCAAUGGGCCAGAUAAUUUUUGGAUGUUAUCGGAUAAGGUCCCCGAUAUGACAGGUCAGAUUUUCACAUUAACAGAUAGACAAAGCUGUAGCGGUGCUUUUUUUUUCUUUUUUGGAGGAUGGCGUUCCAAGAGCGAGCGAGGACUGCUAGUGAGCUGAACGAAGACUGUUGGUCAGCUGUUUAGGCUGGUGUAAUGUCGGCGGCAGCAUCUUUCAAAUACAAUAUCCAUCGGCUAACGUUUUACUCCUUUAGGCUCUUUGAAAAGUUUAACAGCGAAAUCGACAGGCGAUUAUCUUGAACCGCUACUACCGUUUGCGACGCCAACUUUUUCUACCAAGCCAAAUCAGCAUUGGUGUUUUGUAGAAAUGGCAAAGCAUAAAUGUCUCUUGCAAGAACAUGAAAUUGAGAUUCGAGUAUAUCACCUCUUUCUUUCUUUUUUUUUUGUUAAUAUUACUUGUAUAGAAAGAGUCAGCCUUUCAGACACCGCACCAUAAGCAGUAAACUUGACUACACUGAAAAAAUGCAGCGACUUUUCUAAUUCGAUGGUCCCCUCAGGCCGUGGUCAGAGGAAAAGCGAAACGAUUUUAUUUACAACACUCGCAACAUGUUACCAGCUUACACGCAGUGCCAAGUGUCAAAUAUAUAUAUAUAAAAAAAGAAAACAAAGAAAAACUGUCGGAGCUUUCAUGUGCUAGACAAAAGCAGGUACUGUCCAGCAGAUGUGCAUGCCCUGCAUUACAGAGCCUGGUACAUCGGGCGCGUAUUGAGAAGACAAGUUGUAAGGGCAAAAUCCUCGCGGGCACCUCUUUUCCUUUUUCUUAUUUAUACGCUACGUGACAAUUCCCAUUACUUAACCUAGUUCACGUCAUCGCUGCCUCUUCAUGUCCUGCUCGAGGUACGUGCACUGGCAAGCAUGAGAGGCUGAAGGCGUGACCAAGUCAUGCGUUGCGUGCGACUACCUUCCCUUUUGCUUGAACUGAGCACAGAAUACUGACCGGUGAUGUCCAAAAACAAAAAGAAAAAUUUUCGCUGCGAUGCUUUCGCUGUGGUUUCGGGCGAAUACGGCGUGGGAGCCGUUUCUUCCAUUUUAGCCAGUUUUUCGGUUCAGCAGCUUUCCGUCCCUAUAGAUAUUUGAACCUUUGAAUAUCUUUUUCUUACUCAAAAACAGUGCGUACGAAAUAGCUUUUAAGGUACCAGGAUGUGCUGAGAGUACAGCACGCUUAAUAUUUUCGGUUCCGUACACAGAAAUGAUCGUUUUUAUGCCUGUUGGGUUAGGAUCGCAAAAGACUGCGAAUAAGAAGCGGUGUAGGAACACAGGUAGAAUGCAAUUUGCAGCCAAUCUUGGGAAGCUUGGGACUCAUUGCAACCAUAUAUGUUCGGUAUUGGAAAAGGCUUUCAGGACUACGCACGCCAUGUAAGAAUAGAGUAGAGACACUUAAGACUUAGGGGACGCUUGGUAAGUUUCAUUUACGACGUUAUUUUUCUUUUCUUUUCCGUUUAUGCUGUCUUAAUUUAUUCUCAUGUAACUACUUCGAGUUGCAGAAAUUAAUGACAGAGGACGCCAAGAAGCGUAAACCGCAUGACGAUGAGCCGUCCAGCCCUCAUGACAGGCAGCUAUAGCCGUUCAUACGAGCACGCAUACAGAUGUCGUACAUGUUCGUGCCAAAAGGACUCUGAUAUGCGUUCGCGCUUAGCCUUUUCUUAUUCUUACUUAGCUCUUGCUCUAUGGGCACACUAAAUGCAUGAGUGCACCACUCAUGCGCACGACUGCCACAGCAUGGAAAACGUUCUCGCUGUCGCGCACUAGAGUAGCGGAACGCGUGUUUGUCAUGGCUAACGUAGAACUACAAUAUAUAUAUAUAUAUAUAUAUAAGGAAUAAUUCGGAGUUGGCAAGGCCUACGCGCAAUUUUCUUUUGUGUACCCGUUAUGCUAAACACAGGCAUGCGAAUCCCAGUUAAAAAAAUAAGAAACAGAACAAGAAAAAGUUGCCGUCUCCAGCACAGUGGCAUCACGUUAGGAGACGUGCAACGCUCUUGGUCAGUUAGUAUACGAAGAACCUUGAUGCACUUGCAAACUUUCAAGCUCCCAUAGCCAAGCCCCACGUUCUUUGGUUAUUCGUCGCGUGUUUGUCCCACUCGGUGGGUUUCUUAGCGCUAUGCCUCGGCGCUGGUGUCUCGGGGCAUCAGUCUGUAGGCCCUAGGGAUUGUCUGCCCGGCCUGAUAUGCAAACGCAGAGGCAACGCAACGGGCCCUUGAGGAGAAAGUUCCAGGGACUAACUUAAACCGACCGGCAUCCUUAGCACGUCAGUCAUGGUUUAUGUGGCCUUUUGUACAAUACACACGGGCGGCUGACGUCUGCAUCUGCAUGACACGGGCGGUGUAUUCCGCUCUUAUUUUUUGUUUUGAGCCGUAACCACACGUCAUUGUCCGUGUGCUUGUAGCCGGUGUCGGGGCCCUCGUAUCUCGUGUAGUGCGUGCACGUAGUCAGCGUUCCUUUUUACAGAGUAUUUCUUGUAUCUCAAUUUGUACCGUAUUGCUUUCCUUAUGUGUAAUAAGAGUCGUGGAUACCUCGUAAAAUACGAACCGUGGCAGCCAUUCUUCGACGGUGCGCGGGUGCGACGCGCCACGCAACUGCUCUCGCGAGACGUGCCUUGGGUGGGGCAGACCUGGCAGUGGCCACUCAUACAGCAGUUCGCGAUGACAGCGAUGCGGACGCGAACACACGUCGGCAGUUCUGCCGCGUGCUCUUUUAUUUAACUCUUGGAAACAACCGACCCCGCGCCUGCUUGAUUGUCGCCUUGAUUUGACCGAAAGUGUUCCUAUGUCUCAUUACAAUACAAAAAGCGUUGCACUAGCUUGACAAGAAUGGCGGCGAAUUGCCCACUAAUCGUAAUUUGGAGUGUUCUGACGCGCAGGCUAUGUGCACUUAUCCGCAUAUGUUACCGCAUCGCGAUAGAAAUUGGGUUAUCCUCGCCCUGGGUGCACAGUCUGGAGUUUAAGCUCGCGCUGCCUAGGUCUCAGCAACCCUGUACGGUGCAAGGCUCCAUUUACGAUUGCACUCUCAAGCAAGAACUUCUGCGGGCUGAAGUCCUUGCGUGGGCCACGUGGUGAAUGCGUUAAGGGCUGCGUGUGAUGGACCAGCAGUGCAAGCAACAGUACGCGCACUGAAAGCAACACAGGCCUUUAUCACGCCUCACGAUGUGCAGUUGAAUGCACGUAACCCUUGGAGAAUGGCUGCAGAGACGAUCGACCGUGUGCAUCGUCAGUGCAGAGUAUAGUGUUUCCUUGUUAACUGUCUCCUACGCGAAUGGUAAAUGAUUACGCGUCUUCGUGCUUCUGCCAUAUAGCGGCCAUAAUAGAGAUUCCGCACAUACUUGUUAACUUAACUUUACUGUCCGAGGUCUGUGCCGUUGAAACCGAUUGCUACCUGCGCUCAAAGAAAUUUACUGCGCCGCGUCCGCCAAAUGUGCAAAUUUAUUCGCAUUCCUACGUCAAUCAUGGCGAAUUUCUUUACUGUUAGCCAAUAAAUCUCUUACGAGAAACCAUCUGUAUAUGCAGGGUUACACACAGUUACGUCUAGCAAAGUCGUGUCAGACGGGCUUUGUUGAUCUGCUCUGCUAGCUUCUGCGCAUAGCACUCCAUCAUAGCUUUUCCGAACAAAAGAUGAAGGCUCGAAGUGUGCUGUUUUCUCGCCGAAGAAGCCUGGGCGCAAAGACUUAGUUCUCAAUUCAUAUAAGUAAGCGUUUGACGUAACAGAAAAAUCGCGCCUGUAUUUGAGGGCGCCGUCGCAGUCCUUGACGUGAAUACGAGGUCAUCAUAGCAGUUAUUUCUUGUAAAAAAGCAACUAGAAUUUAUUAGAGAAAAAAUCUGUCUUUCACAGAUUUAUGAAGGCGCACAGGACAUUUCACAAGGCUCACAAGUCCGCUAAGAGAGCUUUGCAUUUACACAUGUUCUUUGUAACCUAUGAAAGCAACAUUAUCACUCACGUUUGUCAACCGUGUUGCAGUCACGCCUUUUCGAGUUGUUAUACUGCCAUUCUGUUUUACUGCGUUUGUUUGGCUGCUCGUCCAUGACAUACGGGACUACCACUGCCAGACUACACAACUGACACUGCCUCCCUUUUAUUAGCCAUUUCUCCUGUGUUAAGGAAACUGCGUGCUUGUGACGCGGUGUUGCAAUAUGUAUUCUCGAAUUUCUCAGCCAGUGAAUGUGUUAUCUACCUUAAUUGGCUGCUGUGCGCAACGGAAUAGAGCUCUACUCGCCUAAGUGCCUGCAAGAUCAAUAGAACAUUUGUCCUGUAUUUUUCGGGUGCGACCACGCCAGUGUUGUUCCUUUUUGUAGUAAAGAAUUGUCUCCGAACACAUGUGAACUCUCUUGUAGUACGAAUGUCCAUGGCCCGCUUGUGUACAGAACGUCGUUAUUUCUUUGUGUACAUCUACCUGUGAACUUUUCUUGUGAAAAUAAAUAAAAUGUCUUUCAGGGUA